Trichosurus vulpecula (common brushtail) is the source of this 1411-nucleotide messenger RNA. It is a transcript of the gene UBE2M, whose product is annotated as ubiquitin conjugating enzyme E2 M. Bases 503 to 1054 code for a protein of 183 amino acids. The record is from RefSeq and is a predicted model, not a curated record. The transcript is spliced from 6 exons. Lineage: Eukaryota; Metazoa; Chordata; Mammalia; Diprotodontia; Phalangeridae.
UGCGUGCUGCGGGGUCGACAGCGGCCGGAGCCUAAGUGGGGGAGGCGGAAAUCACCGAAGCUGCGGGACGCCCCGGGACCGUUGUCCAGGCCCUCCGCGACCGCCCAGGCUGAGGGCCUGGCCCAGGCCUAAGGCAGCCUGUAAGGGAGAGAGAAAGAGGGACACAGAGAGAGGGCAGCCGGGAGCUCGUCCUGGGACAGAGGAGGGGGCGGGACUGAGAGCAGCCGCCCGGCUGGGGGCGGGGCGGAGCCGAAGCCCACCUCCGAAGCCACCCGAGCUGAGCCGAGCCCUUCCGGAAAGAGCCGAGCUCUUCCGAAGCGGACCGAGCGAGCUACGGGAGCCGAGACGGGCCGCGCGGCGCGGCGCUGAGCGGAGCAGCCGGGGCCGGAACGCGGAGGAGCCGGGCCGUGGCCGGAGGCGGGGGCUGGGGCGGGCAGGCGGUGAACAGUGGGCAGGGGCGGCCGGCCGGCCAGGGCCCCGAGGAGGCGGCGGCGGCGGCAGGAUGAUCAAGCUGUUCUCGCUGAAGCAGCAGAAGAAGGAGGAGGAGUCGGCGGGCGGCACCAAGGGCAGCAGCAAGAAGGCCUCCGCCGCGCAGCUCCGCAUCCAGAAAGACAUUAAUGAGCUCAAUUUGCCCAAGACCUGUGAGAUUGACUUUUCCGAUCAGGACGACCUCCUCAACUUCAAGCUGGUCAUCUGCCCCGAUGAGGGCUUCUACAAGGCUGGCAAGUUUGUGUUUAGUUUUAAGGUUGGCCAGGGUUACCCCCACGACCCACCCAAGGUGAAGUGUGAGACUAUGGUUUAUCACCCCAACAUCGACCUGGAGGGCAAUGUCUGCCUUAAUAUCCUCAGAGAGGACUGGAAACCAGUGCUAACGAUAAACUCCAUCAUUUACGGGCUGCAGUAUCUGUUCUUGGAGCCCAACCCUGAGGACCCCCUCAACAAGGAGGCGGCCGAGGUCCUCCAGAACAACCGGCGCCUCUUCGAGCAGAACGUGCAGCGCUCCAUGCGCGGCGGCUACAUUGGCUCCACGUACUUCGAGCGCUGUCUCAAAUAGGCGGGGGCUGGACUGACCGACGGACAGCCCCGCCCCUCCCCGAGCCGGCCCUCCCCUCCUCCUCCGGGCUCCCUACCCCCGGUCGGGGUGGUGGGCGGGGCGUCCGCGGCCCCCGGGCCACAUAUUUAUUGGGGGCCGGGGCCUCGCGCGGGAGUGGGGAUGGGGAGGGGUCUCCGGCCGCACCCUGCCCCCAGUUCUUUUUGGGUUUUUUUUUAACCACGUGAUUGAUGGGCGCCGCCCUCCCCCACCCCCGUCGUCCGGAUCAGAGAAGGGAAAUGAAUUGGAUUGUCCCCGGACCCCGCCCCCACUCCCACUCGAGUUCGUGUCAGGUUAUUAAAGGGGAACGUUGAUGCAGUG